This is a messenger RNA of Candoia aspera, 4506 nucleotides long. RefSeq names its product phosphodiesterase 4C (gene PDE4C). The transcript is spliced from 15 exons. Bases 157 to 2415 code for a protein of 752 amino acids. Lineage: Eukaryota; Metazoa; Chordata; Lepidosauria; Squamata; Candoiidae. Gene Ontology annotation, biological process: signal transduction. The record is from RefSeq and is a predicted model, not a curated record. Gene Ontology annotation, cellular component: nucleus; perinuclear region of cytoplasm; cytosol. Gene Ontology annotation, molecular function: 3',5'-cyclic-AMP phosphodiesterase activity.
UUCACGUGGCAGUGGACAUUUCCAGCUCCAGAGCCUAAUUUGCCCUUUCGGCCACCGGCAACCCUCCUCAGCGUCUUGCAGAGCCUCGGGGGCGGGAGGGUGGUCUUUGCCUGAGUUCUCUGCCUCUGUGGAACAGCAGUCUCGGUGUAAGAGGGAAUGCUCUCCCCCUUCUCCAAGCUGCACAAUUCCCCAGGAGUUUCCCCAUCCUCCAAGACCAGCAACUCUCCUGUCCUCUCCAGGAAAAUGACCAUGAACCCCAAUCUUCGUCUCCAGCGGCGGUUCACAGUGGCCCACGCGCUUUGCUUUGAUGUCGAGAAUGGCUUCUCUCCAGGACGAAGUCCCCUUGGUUCCCAGGCCAAUCUGGGUCUGGGUCUGGUUUUACAAGGCACAACCCCCCACAGCCAACGUCGGGAAUCCUUCCUGUACCGAUCCGAUAGCGAUUAUGACCUCUCACCUAAAGCCAUGUCCCGUAAUUCUUCUGUCAGCAGUGACAUGCAUGGAGAAGACUUGAUUGUUACUCCUUUUGCACAGGUCCUGGCCAGCCUGCGGACGGUUCGCAGCAACUUUGCUGUCUUAACCCACCUGCGGGAACAUGUCUGCAACAAGAGAGCAUCCGGGUCCAUCAAUCCCCUCUCCGCAUCUAAAGUCAAUCUGUCAGAGGAUGCCUACCAAAAGUUGGCCAUCGAGACCUUGGAAGAGUUAGACUGGUGCCUGGAUCAGCUGGAGACCUUGCAAACGCGCCAUUCAGUCAGUGAGAUGGCUUCCAACAAGUUCAAAAGAAUGCUCAAUCGAGAACUAACACACCUCUCAGAAACAAGCCGUUCUGGAAACCAGGUAUCCGAGUACAUCUCCAACACAUUCUUGGACAAGCAGCAUGAGGUGGAAAUCCCAACCUCUGUUCCCAAAGAAAAAGACAAGGAGAAAAAGAAGCGACCAAUGUCACAGAUCAGUGGUGUGAAAAAGCUGAUGCACAGCUCCAGCUUCAGUUGUGCUGCCAUCCCUCGUUUCGGAGUAAAAACGGAUCAGGAGGGGCCACUGGCUAAGGAACUAGAAGAUGUGAACAAAUGGGGCCUUGAUGUAUUCAAGAUUGCAGAGUACUCUGGCCACCGCCCACUAACAGUCAUCAUGUACAGCAUCUUCCAGGAAAGAGACUUGCUGAAAUCUUUUCACAUUCCUGCGGAUACCUUCAUCACAUUCAUGAUGACCCUGGAAGAUCACUAUCACCCUGAUGUUGCCUACCACAACAACAUUCAUGCAGCUGAUGUUGCUCAGUCCACACAUGUAUUGCUUUCAAUGCCAGCUCUGGAGGCUGUUUUCACUGACCUAGAGAUUUUGGCUGCCAUUUUUGCAGCUGCCAUCCAUGAUGUUGACCAUCCUGGUGUUUCUAACCAGUUCCUGAUCAAUACCAAUUCAGAACUGGCACUGAUGUAUAAUGAUGCAUCCGUGUUGGAGAAUCAUCAUUUGGCAGUAGGAUUCAAACUCUUACAAGAGGAAAACUGUGAUAUUUUCCAGAAUCUCUCUAAGAAGCAACGGCAAAUGCUUCGGAAGAUGGCCAUUGACAUGGUCCUGGCAACAGAUAUGUCAAAACAUAUGAAUCUUCUGGCUGAUCUGAAGACAAUGGUAGAAACCAAGAAAGUGACCAGCUUGGGGGUCCUGCUUUUGGAUAACUACUCAGAUCGCAUCCAGGUCCUGCAGAAUAUUGUGCACUGUGCAGACCUCAGCAACCCCACAAAGCCGCUAGAGCUCUAUCGCCAGUGGACAGACCGAAUCAUGAUAGAAUUUUUCCACCAAGGAGAUCGAGAGCGGGAGAAGGGCAUGGAGAUCAGCCCGAUGUGUGACAAACACAAUGCCUCCAUCGAAAAGUCUCAGGUGGGAUUCAUUGAUUAUAUUGCCCAUCCGCUUUGGGAAACCUGGGCUGAUUUAGUUCAUCCUGAUGCCCAGGAAAUCCUGGAUACUUUAGAAGACAACCGAGAAUGGUAUCAGAGCAUGAUUCCACAUAGUCCUUCUCCCCCCCCAGAUGCGUCAGGCUUGGAGAAAAGUGGAGGAGUCCCGGACAAAUUCAAGUUCCAGCUUACUCUGGAGGAGGAGGAUGGAGAAGAGUCAGAUAUUGAACAAGAGACUGAGAGCCCUCUGGAAGAGGACAAUAGUGAAUCCAAAACCUUGGGGACAACUGAUGAUUCAGAAUCUGCAAAUGAGCCAUUGCCUUCUCCAACAGACAAAUUGGGCAGCCCCCAUAGAAAUACCCUGAUCAAACAAAAGGGAGCGCUGAACUUUGACAACCAAAGAACACUUCCACAGACCGAUAGUGGUUCCAUAGCCGAUCCAGUUGAGUUAGCAAGGAGAGAGCGCCUGACUGAUACACAGUCAUGUCUUGACAUGGAAGGAAAUAUCACCUUUUUGCCUCUUGGGACGUAGUGAGGGGAAGGCCCUGAUGGUCAUUACAUUCUGGCAGGGCCAGAAGGGGACCACAAAUAGCCCACCCCAAAUGUCUUGCUGCCAGUAACCUACGAUUUCACUCCCCAUUGUAAGGGGGUGCUACUAUUAACUUCUUCUUCCCCAAAGAAAUCUGUAGCUUGAACCGCGUUAUUUGCCCAGGUGGCAAAGUAUCAGAGAUCAGACUCUGCCUGUCAUGUCUUCCUUCCAGUGUUGCUACUCAGCAUCUGAGUUGUACCUGGCAAAUGGAAAAAUUCUUCCUGCUGGACUUGUCAACAUCACUAAUUUCUAGUUUGGUUUCAACUUGGAAUUAGACUACAUCUUGCUUUAAGAAAGCCCAGGGGGAAAUACGGCUCUUAGUUCAGUGUAAGAACAAAUGUUUUGCAUGCAGACGGACACAGGUUCGGUCUCUGACAUCUUUAGUCUUCUUAUUUAAAGGUUUUUGGGUACCUGGGCUGGGAAAAAGUUUUUUUCUUUUUCUGACUGUGAUCACGGAGAGUUUUUCCAAGUUAGAGCAGACAGUACUGGACUGGUUGGACAAAUGGUCAGACUUUUGUAGUCCUACAUUUUCCAAGCAUGCAAAUUACAUUUGAGGAAAGGUUCUGUACGAUCCUUAGUAGAUGUUAAAAAUCAGAAUAAUAUAGUGGGCUCGAUGGACCAAUGAUUUGACUCGGCAAAAAGGGAAUCUUAAAAUGACAUGCUUCUGCAGAAAGGGGAAUUGUGCAGAUAAAGAGUAUUAUGUUUGCUUUUCUCAAGUGUAACAAAACCAGCAUCCUGGGAAGUUUCGAAGUAUUCAGCCUAGGAGACAGUCUCUGUAAAUGACAAAUAGCUCUGAUGGGAUGGGAUGCUGUCGAGAUACGAAAUUCAUCCUGUUGGAUGCAUUUGGCUACCAGAUUCCUGAUACUCAGACAAGAAGGCCUUCCAACAGACUGCAUGUUGCCUCAUUCUGGUAGCUGCAUUGAAAAUAGCCUCCUUUACGUUGAUCUCCUAGAUACCUUUUCUCCCACAUGAAAAUAUUUAUAGUAAGUGAUAACCACAUUUCUCCAAUAUUCAGAAGCCCUGUUUGAAACAGAAAUACAGAUUUUGUUUUACUUCUCCAGUAAGGGGGAAAAAAACUCUUGUUUUAAAUUAUGUUUAUUUUGUGACAUGUAUUUCUUCACAGCAGCAGGUGGGAAAAAUUGAAUUAUUCAUUGUUUUUAGAAAGGGAAGAAAGUAAGUUUGAUGCAGAAAUGAGCAGUUAAUGUUUUUUAAAUAUUUAAUUAAUCUUCCCAGCAAACUCUUAAUAUAAAAUUGGCUAUUGGCAGAACUGCUCUACAAGGUUAAUUGGAAGUUUUGAUCAUUUUCAAAUUACUGGGGGGAAAAACCUGAACAUGAUAAUUUGGCUCUUCUGACAUUGUAAUCACUUUGUCUUUUGCCUGUGAAAUCAAUGCCCCUCUGCUGGGCUUCUUUGCCCCUUUCUCCUAAAAGGAAUGGGAGAAGCGAUCCCAAGUGGUAUGUGCAUAUUAGACUACGCAUAAAAGUUUUCUGUGGUAUAUACACUAUUUAUUUUGGCUUUUUUGAUCAUUACCAUUUUCUUCCUCAAAAGGCCCAUUUUUUUUAAAAAAAAGGCAUUUUAAUUUUGUUUUCUAAAUACAAAAAUACAGUUGUUCUGUUUUAGCAAGCUAGUUUUCUGAUAUCAAGAGAGAAGAAAUUUAUGUGGAUCAGGCUUCUGCUGUGAAAACUUCCAUAUUUUACACUUUUCCCUUCUGUUUUCAGUAUUCAAAGAAAUUAUUAUUUUGUUCUGUCUGGGUUAUCUGGAUCUCCUUGUAUCUUACUAUUCAUAAAGGAGGCUUGUUACAAACAGAAUUUGCUGCUGAACAAUGGCAUUUCUCAUGGCAGUGAUUUCAAUCAAGAUCUAUUCGGUCCCGCUUAGUCUAUAUCCCUAUGCUUUAAAGGGUCUAUCCUAUCCCAGAGGAGACUUGUAACCAGAUAGUACUCUAGCCAUUGAUUUUUUUUUUCCCUAGAAGACUUAAUCUGCUGACUUGAAGUGAUGCAUCUUGUGCUUUUACUGCUUUGGGUAAAUAAGGCAGUUCU